Molecule: messenger RNA, 474 nt
Organism: Solenopsis invicta (red fire ant)
Lineage: Eukaryota; Metazoa; Arthropoda; Insecta; Hymenoptera; Formicidae
Exons: 2
Coding region: 1-474 (157 amino acids)
Source: RefSeq, a predicted model, not a curated record
AUGGUUGCGCUUUUAAUCGAUUUGCUUUGUCAACAGCAGUCGAUCACGGUGAAUGGACCGUUGUAUAGAAACUCCGUUAUGGAGAGAUUUGGCUGGAGAUUCUUGUAUCCGAGAUUCUGGGAAAUCGAGGAAAUUUCGAGGCACACGAUACUCAGCCCGGAAGAGCAGAGAUGCGAGAAUCAUUUCUUAAUUUCUCAUUCGCGCACUCCCGCCGGUCAGUACGUUGUUCGUCUGCCGUUCAAAAGUGGUCCUCCCAUUGAUAUUGGCACCUCACGCGAUGUAGCGGAGCGAUGCCUCAAGACUUUGCUACGCCGUCUUCAAGCCAAUUCCGAUUUGAAAAGGGAGUACUCAGACUUCCUACAAGAAUAUGAAAAUCUCGGGCACAUGCGGAAGGCUCCAGAAUCUUCAGAAUCUUCUCAAUUUGUCUAUAUUUCGCACCAUCCCGUAAUACGCGAAAGCAGUGCGACGACUUGA